Dipodomys spectabilis (banner-tailed kangaroo rat) is the source of this 621-nucleotide messenger RNA. RefSeq names its product deoxyuridine 5'-triphosphate nucleotidohydrolase, mitochondrial-like. Gene Ontology annotation, biological process: dUMP biosynthetic process; dUTP catabolic process. Lineage: Eukaryota; Metazoa; Chordata; Mammalia; Rodentia; Heteromyidae. Gene Ontology annotation, molecular function: dUTP diphosphatase activity; magnesium ion binding. The transcript has a single exon. The coding region runs from base 15 to 509 and encodes 164 amino acids. The record is from RefSeq and is a predicted model, not a curated record.
CUCCCCGGUUGGCCAUGCCCUGCUCAAAAGAGACCCCCGCCAGCUCCCCCUGCAAGCGGACUCGACCUGCCAAGGAAGGCGACAUGCGGCUGCGCUUUGUGAGGCUCUCCGAGCACGCCACGACCCCGGCCCGGGGGUCGGCGCGCGCCACAGGCUACAACCUGUACAGUGCUUAUGAUUAUACAAUACCACCUAUGGAGAAAGCCCUUGUGAAGAUGGACAUUCAGAUAGCUCUUCCUUCUGGGUGCUGUGGAAGAGUAGCUCCACAUUCUGGCUUAGCUGCAAAACACUUCAUUGAUGUAGGAGCUGGUGUCAUAGAUGAAUAUUAUAGGGGAAAUGUUGGUGUUAUCUUGUUCAAUUUUGGCAAAGAGAAGUUUGAAGUGAAAAAGGGUGAUCGAAUUGCUCAGCUCAUUUGUGAACAGAUUUUUUAUGCAGAAAUUGAAGAAGUUCAAGUCUUGGAUGAUACUGAAAGGGGUUCAGGAGGUUUUGGUUCUACUGGAAAGAAUUAAAAUUUGGGCCAAGAAUAGAAAAUGAAAAGGCAUACUUUUUAUUAAAAAUAAUAGGUUUUGCGUCAAAUGUUUUUGGUGUUUUGCACCAUAGUAAACUUAAUAGUUUUAACUU